This is a messenger RNA of Verruconis gallopava, 752 nucleotides long. RefSeq lists its product as uncharacterized. Bases 83 to 322 code for a protein of 79 amino acids. The record is from RefSeq and is a predicted model, not a curated record. Lineage: Eukaryota; Fungi; Ascomycota; Dothideomycetes; Venturiales; Sympoventuriaceae. The transcript has 2 exons.
CGUGUCCAAUCGCUCUCUGACGUCCGCCGACAUUGAAACACGCGCCGAAACUCGCCUUCUGGCAAACUCACUAGUCAAAACGAUGAAGUGGAUGCUAAUCAGAGCUUUUGAGGCGUGGGCUGUUGCGACACUGCUUCGAAGUCAAGCCUUCCAUCGCGGCGUCGAGAAGAUAGCAAAGGGUGUCCAUCGCUUGCGGCAUGGUAGGCCUAUGGAAGAGAUGGGUGGCACUAAGAUAGACAUGCCAGAAGAUGCCCGGUUCUGGACUCAUUUCAAGAAUGAGCUUAGGCAGCAGCUUGGUAUGAAGAACCCCAAGCAGAGAUGAUGACGAACCGUUGCCCUAUUCGCAUAAUGUUCGCGCUGGCGUGGCAUAGCCUUCACCUACACGCGGUGUCAGACACGCCGAGCCUCAAUCUCUUCUUCGACAGAGGACAUCGUGCAGCACGGCUGAUUGCUUUCCGAUGCGUCCAAAAGCAAUACUAGCAUUAGAUCUUGAAGCAUUCGAUUCAAGGUAGCGGGUUGCAUAUACAGGUCAAAUGUUGGGUCGAGAGCUGCAAAAGGGCUUGAUGGAGACACUAAAAAGGGUGUAUGGCAUUUCUGACGGACCAGCAAAAUCAAGCGACGAUCCUGUCACCUUAUUACGAACAUCUUUCUUACACGUCGUUUCCAAAGCUUCUUACUCGACUCCAAUAAAAUGCUCUAUCGUUCUUCAGUCCAAACUCCGCCCAAUCAUCUGUCAAUCUAUUCCAACUCCA